AUGCACGCACACCUUCCCAAGCAGCACAGCUGCAGCAGGGGGUCCGAGGGGUCGGACGCCGGCAGGAGCGUGCCUCCCGUAGCGAGGGAUGCCCACUGCGCCUGUCGUUGGCACCAGCAUCCUCCGGGGCUCCAGUACAGCUCUCAGGCACUUCCCUCUUGGGGACCUGGGGGUGCCAGCCAGAGCAGGAGCAAGAUUGUCCCUCUGUGGGACACUGUGCGGAAGAGCCCCCAUAAAUCCCCAGCCAAGCCACAGGGCAGCCCGGGGGAGUGGUGGUCAGAGUGCGCCUGUGCCCACGGCUGGUCCCCCCCAGUGCAGGCAAGCCCUGCCCCUAUAAUUGUCAACACAGACACCUUGGACACAAUCCCUUAUGUCAAUGGAACAGAAAUUGAAUAUGAAUUUGAAGAAAUUACUUUGGAGAGGGGGAAUUCUGGCCUGGGGUUCAGUAUUGCUGGAGGAACAGAUAACCCUCACAUUGGGGAUGAUCCUGGGAUAUUCAUUACUAAGAUUAUACCAGGAGGAGCUGCAGCAGAGGAUGGAAGACUCAGGGUCAACGAUUGCAUCUUGCGAGUGAAUGAGGUUGACGUGUCAGAAGUCUCACACAGCAAAGCCGUGGAGGCCCUAAAAGAGGCUGGCUCCAUAGUACGGUUGUACGUUCGUCGAAGGAGACCUAUUCUGGAGACCGUGGUAGAGAUCAAAUUGUUCAAAGGACCUAAAGGUCUGGGAUUCAGUAUUGCAGGAGGGGUUGGAAACCAACACAUCCCUGGGGACAACAGCAUUUAUGUCACCAAGAUUAUUGAUGGAGGAGCUGCACAAAAAGAUGGGAGGUUGCAGGUUGGAGAUAGACUUCUUAUGGUAAAUAAUUACAGUUUAGAAGAAGUUACCCAUGAAGAGGCAGUAGCGAUACUGAAGAACACAUCAGAUGUAGUAUAUCUGAAAGUUGGAAAGCCCACCACCAUUUACAUGACCGAUCCAUAUGGCCCACCAGAUAUUACUCACUCUUAUUCUCCACCAAUGGAAAAUCAUAUACUCUCUUCUGGAAACAAUGGCACUUUAGAGUACAAGGCAUCCCUGGCCCCUAUCUCACCGGGAAGAUACUCACCCAUUCCAAAGCACAUGCUUGUGGAGGACGACUACACCAGGCCUCCUGAACCUGUUUACAGCACUGUGAACAAACUGUGUGAUAAACCACCUUCUCCUAGGCACUAUUCCCCUGUCGAGUGUGACAAAAGCUUCCUUCUUACAGCUCCCUAUCCCCACUACCACGUAGGCCUGCUCCCUGACUCUGAGAUCACCAGUCAUUCCCAGCACAGCACUGCAACGCGUCCCCCCACAGUGAGCUUGCAGCGGACCAUUUCUGUGGAAGGAGAGCCUCGAAAAAUCAUCCUGCACAAGGGCUCCACAGGACUUGGUUUUAACAUUGUGGGAGGAGAAGAUGGGGAAGGCAUUUUCGUGUCUUUCAUCCUAGCAGGCGGGCCUGCUGAUCUCAGCGGAGAACUGCAGAGAGGAGAUCAAAUUUUGUCUGUGAAUGGUAUUGAUCUUCGAGGUGCUACCCACGAGCAGGCUGCAGCUGCGCUAAAAGGAGCAGGGCAGACGGUAACAAUCAUAGCACAAUACCAGCCGGAGGAGUACGCUCGGUUUGAGGCAAAAAUCCAUGACCUGCGUGAGCAGAUGAUGAAUCACAGCAUGAGUUCUGGGUCUGGCUCCCUAAGGACUAAUCAGAAGAGGUCACUGUAUGUCAGAGCCAUGUUUGACUAUGACAAGAGCAAAGACAGUGGCCUCCCAAGCCAAGGACUCAGUUUUAAGUAUGGAGACAUCCUUCACGUCAUCAACGCCUCGGACGAUGAAUGGUGGCAGGCAAGGAGGGUCACUCUGGAGGGAGACAGUGAGGAGAUGGGAGUUAUACCCAGCAAGAGGAGAGUUGAAAGAAAGGAGCGUGCACGUUUGAAGACAGUGAAAUUCAACGCGAAACCUGGUGUAAUUGAUGCAAAAGGGUCAUUCAAUGACAAGCGUAAAAAGAACUUCAUCUUUUCACGAAAAUUCCCAUUCUACAAGAGCAAGGAGCAGAGUGAGCAGGAAACAAGUGAUCCAGAACGAGGCCAAGAAGACUGCAUCCUUUCUUAUGAACCUGUCACAAGACAGGAAAUUAAUUACACCAGGCCGGUUAUUAUUCUGGGUCCUAUGAAAGAUCGGAUCAACGAUGACUUGAUAUCUGAAUUCCCUGAUAAGUUUGGGUCGUGUGUACCACACACCACACGGCCAAAGCGUGACUAUGAAGUGGAUGGGAGAGAUUAUCAUUUUGUCAUUUCAAGAGAACAAAUGGAAAAAGAUAUCCAAGAGCACAAAUUUAUAGAAGCUGGGCAGUACAAUGAUAAUUUAUAUGGAACUAGUGUCCAGUCCGUGAGAUUCGUGGCAGAGAGGGGCAAGCACUGUAUACUCGAUGUGUCAGGAAACGCUAUCAAACGACUACAAGUUGCACAACUCUAUCCGAUCGCUAUCUUCAUUAAGCCUAAAUCAUGGGAGCCUCUGAUGGAAAUGAAUAAACGUCUUACAGAGGAGCAAGCGAAGAAAACCUACGAUCGAGCAAUUAAAUUAGAACAAGAAUUUGGAGAAUAUUUUACAGCUAUUGUCCAAGGAGAUAGCUUAGAAGAUAUAUAUAAUCAAUGCAAACUUGUAAUUGAAGAACAAUCUGGGCCUUUCAUCUGGAUUCCUUCAAAGGAAAAAUUAUAAAUUAGCCACUGCACCUCUGAUUACGACGGGAGAAUAUUUAGAAGAAAACUAUAAUAUACUAUUUGGAGGCUUUCCUGUUUUUGUUGCAUUUAUGUUCUUUGCAGUCAAUGUGAAUUUUGAUGAAUGUACAACACAAAGUGUUUGAAGCCAUGAAGGACACUGAUGGGUCAAAGGGUAGGAACAAAAAGACUUCUACCAUAUAAAGCAAAUCUGUUGUGUGCUCAGACCACCAGUUGUAGGUAUAAACUUUUGACAUGGAGACCCUCUGUCAAGGGGAGCUAGCCACCUCCUGUGCCCAUGUGGACAUUUUGAUCGAUUUCAGUGGCUGAGCUCAGUGUGUUGAUUGCUUUAAAGAGAAGUUCCCAGCUCUUGAACCUCAUAUAGGGCUUGAUCCUGCAAGGCGCUCAGCACUUGACCCCAAUUCCUACACGAGUAGCCCGUUGACUUGGAGUCACUUGUGAUCCUUCCCUAUGCUGUUCAGUCCCAUCAGUUCCAGUAGGACUAUUCAUGUGCUCAAAGCUAAGCACGGGCUUAAACGUUUUGCUAGAUCAGGGCCACACGCACCUUGCAAAAUCAAGCUCAGAGUACUUGGUCCACUUCCUACUGAAGUCAUUGGUAGGAUGCUCUUUGACUUGACUGGGAGGUGGAGCCUAUUCUAAGCUUGUCAUUGCACAUUUGUAGUUAGUACACCUCGACUUCGGUAACUAUGCACAUCUUUUGAUUUCUGAAACCAAGUCAAGCAUUUCUUUUUUCCCCUUUGGAAACACUAUUGCAUCAGGAACUAAUAACAGUAUAGUUUAUUUUAUUGGAGUUUGGGGGUGGGAGAGGAUGGAAGCAUUUCACAUCACACACACGUGCACACAAACACAUUCCCAUGCGGACACACACAUGUAUGAGGAUUCACAGCACCUAUGUUGACAAGGAGGGAUACAACUGGGAAAAGCUUUAAAAUUUUUGAUUGUCUAUUUUAUCAUUUAUAUUGAUAGAAGGCACUUAAAGAUGGAAUAAUUUAUAAAAAUAAAAAUAUAUUGAUGUAUAGAAAC
Molecule: messenger RNA, 3773 nt
Organism: Nipponia nippon (crested ibis)
Lineage: Eukaryota; Metazoa; Chordata; Aves; Pelecaniformes; Threskiornithidae
Gene: DLG2
Product: discs large MAGUK scaffold protein 2
Biological process (GO): receptor localization to synapse; chemical synaptic transmission; receptor clustering
Cellular component (GO): neuron projection; neuromuscular junction; basolateral plasma membrane
Molecular function (GO): protein kinase binding; ionotropic glutamate receptor binding
Source: RefSeq, a predicted model, not a curated record